Messenger RNA from Fusarium sp. VM40, 1380 nucleotides. NCBI's taxonomy places the organism in Eukaryota, Fungi, Ascomycota, Sordariomycetes, Hypocreales, Nectriaceae. The record is from the annotation of a GenBank genome assembly.
AUGGCCUUAUCCUACCAACAGACCAAGCUCAUCCGGGGCACCAUCCCCGCCCUCACCGACCACGGCGAGCGUAUCACCACAAUCUUCUACCGCAACAUGCUCCGUGACCAUCCCGAGCUCAAUGACUACUUCAACACCGUCAACCAGGCCAACGGUCGCCAACCCCGUGCCCUCACCGCCGUCAUCCUCAGCUACGCAAACAACAUCAACCACAUCACAGAGCUCAUCCCCAAGAUGGAGCGCAUGUGCCACAAGCACUGCUCCCUCGGCAUCAAGCCGGAGCACUACGCCAUCGUCGAAAAGUACCUCCUCAAUGCCUUCGCUGAGGUCCUCGGUCCCGCCAUGACGCCCCAGGUUAGAGAGGCCUGGGCAAAGGCUUACUGGAUGCUCGCCAAGAUGCUCAUCGGUCGUGAGGCUCAGCUAUAUCGUGACUUUGGCAAGUGGCAGGGCUACCGCAAGUUCCGCAUUGAGAAGAAGGUUGAAGAGGCUGAGGAUAUCUUCUCCUUCUACCUUGUUCCCGUCGAUGGAAAGCGUCUUCCUCCCUUCCAGCCUGGCCAGUACGUCUCUGUCAUGGUGCCCAUUGCCGAUAAGGGCUAUAUCCAGUCUCGACAGUACUCUUUGAGUGACGCUCCCCGUCCCGACUACUACCGCGUCACCAUCAAGCGAGACGAGGGUCUUCACAUGACACGCAGCGGCCGAUAUCUCGGAGGCGAUGCCCUCAACCCAGGUGUUGUGUCCAACCUCCUCAUCGACAUGAAAGACGAGGGCGACGUAGUUGAGCUCACUCACCCUGCCGGCGAGUUCUACCUCGACAUGUCCAACACCUCCAACGUCCCCAUCGUCCUCAUCUCAGCCGGUGUCGGCGUCACUCCCAUGAUGGCCAUCCUCAACACCGUCUCCGAACGCCAACCUCACCGUCCCGUCUCAUGGAUCCACGGCUCCCGACGCUCCGUCCCCUUCUACGACCAAGUCCGCCGCAUCGCCCGCAACCGGCCCAGCUUCCGCACAAACAUCUUCAAGACCCAUCUUGCCGAGUCCGACGUCUACGGGGUCACGUACAACCACGACUUCCGCAUGGAUCUAGCCAAGGUUGACAAGGAAGAUCUCUAUCUGUGCCACAGCUCCACCGAGUACUACAUCUGCGGCCCUGAGCAGUUCAUGCUCGAGAUGGCUGAGUACCUCAAGGUGCAAAAAGUGGAUGCCAGCCGCAUGCACUUCGAACUCUUCAGCACUGGUGACAUGGAGUUCAAGGUUGAUACCCUAAGCAUCGCCUCUGCCUCCAAGAAAAGCUGCCCUUCUGUGGCCAGUACCGAGCAAAGAUGUCCUAGCUCUGGAGCUACCUCUGUAGAUGGUGCUACUUGCCCAUUCUCAGCGGUGUGA